Messenger RNA from Marchantia polymorpha subsp. ruderalis, 1617 nucleotides. Lineage: Eukaryota; Viridiplantae; Streptophyta; Marchantiopsida; Marchantiales; Marchantiaceae. The record is from the annotation of a GenBank genome assembly.
GCAACUCUUAAUUUCAUAAAGCAUUUGUAGACUAGUUUUCAAGUGCAGUGGACUCCUUAUAAAAUCAUCAUGUAGACAUUAGAACACUUCCAAAGGACUUCCUUCAAACCAGCCAGCGUGACUGCUUCUUCCAUGUUCAGCUCAAUUUAUUCAAGCAUUAAAAGUAGUACUUCAAGAACCAAUGAGGAUGCGAACCAACUUCUCCCACGAGAUGACAUCUGCAUGUUCAAGGAAUUUCUUUAGAUGACCAAGUGCCAAAUUUAUGACCCUUGAUGAAUAAGUGAGGGAUAGGAAUCAUACUGUUCCACCAGCUGACAAAUGCGACUGAAGCAUCAGUCUCGUGGAUGCUAUGUAAGCCGUAAACACUCGAAUCCUGCUGCUGAAGGUCAGUUACCGUCAAGAUUCAGGUUAGAAUUCGCAAUACAGCCGAAAGUUAAUCAACUGCCAGUCGGUCGGUUGGUCAGGCAGUCAAGUGAUUUGCUUUGCUUCACGAUCGACCGACUGACUACGCCAUUCUGAUCAGCAAACAGCCAUGCCAAGCUCCGAAGCAAUGAUCUGAAGCGGUUGGUACUCUUUUACCUGUAGCAAGGGGAGGUCUUGAGCGCAUUGCGAUCAAGCUCUCGAAGAGGAUUGAACCCUCCUCCGCCUCUCUGUCCAUUCCGAAGAAUUUCCCGCUCAUGGUGGUUCUGUGCAGGACGUGAGCCAUCCGGACGAGAUGGAGAAAUUACUGCCGAACUCGAGUUCCAAGCAUGGUAACAUAGACUGGACGAGGGAAACCCCAGCGAUCCCCGACUUGAAUUCUGAGAAGAGAAAGAGCUCCAAGGAGUUGCAGUUCAAAGAGAUGAUCAAGGGUUUGGCUGAUAGGAUUGCGCAAGCGAUGAGUGAAUCACCUGACAUGGGAGCCUACAUGUUAAAACAGAAGCGAAUGUGCAGAAAAGGCAAAACGAAAGACAUGAACCUUACGCUGGGCAAGAAGCUGAUUGCUCAGAGAGCAGCAGAAGACCUCAAACCUGACCUCUAUGCGAAUGUCGAGUUCGAGAAUCUCGAUGACAUGGGUGCUUAUAUGCUACAGCAGAAACAAAAGUGCAAACAAGGGAGGAUCGCAGAUAGUUCAGACUUUGCAAGGAGCUCUGACUAGGCCACAACUUUUUCCAUAUCCAUCAAUGACUAGUUUAUCCGAGUUUUAAAAUCACUGAAAUGGUAACGAUCCGGGGGUAAUUAAUCUGCAAUUUGGCACUUGACUUGGAACCAAGAUUAAUGUACAUACCUUCGUGUUUGACAUAAGCAGAGGACGGUGACCAGAGUCUUUGUUAUUCAAACGUGGGUCUUGUGUUUCAUACAGGGGCACAAGAGCAUAGAACGCUCUUACAUUGAACAUUCAGAUCAUAUCUGCAGGCAAGCAGGCAGUUCUUCUUGUAAGUUGUCGAUGAACAUCGUGAAGCCUCAUCGAUGUUCCUCUGAUUCUAUCAAAUAGCGUUCUUUCUAGCUCAAUCACAAACUCAUCUCUUUCAAGGAUUCGGAUUCGCCCCUAGAAGCCGUCUUUAAUUCCUACUUAAGUGAUCGUAGUAAAGUGAUCAAGUUCUUAAGAGAUGAUAAUAAAAUUCCGCAUCUUUCUCU